Molecule: messenger RNA, 1821 nt
Organism: Pedinophyceae sp. YPF-701
Lineage: Eukaryota; Viridiplantae; Chlorophyta; Pedinophyceae
Source: the annotation of a GenBank genome assembly
AUGUCGACCAUCACGAUCGGCGACGUGAUCGCCAAGCUUCCUGCCGUGCCGGAGGAGCUUCGCUCUCUCGACGUGUACCUCGUCGUCAAGGUCGCCUUGGCGGCGGCGCUGGUGUACGUGGCUGUUUCGUGGCUCCUGACGCCCAACAUCCCGACGCUCGAUGUUCCGAUGACGCCAGACGAGGAGGAGGAGAACAUCGACGCGGAGCAGUACGUGCCCGCGAAGCACGACGUGAAGGGCAAGGUGCCCUGCUACGACCCCGCGACAAUGUACUUCCUGGGAUACCAGCCCGCGAUGACGCGCAGCAAGGUCGUGCGCCUCAUCGACAAGGCGCGCGCGGCCCAGGAGGAGUGGGAGACCUCCUCCUUCGCCCAGCGACGCAUGCUCAUGCGCAUCAUCCUCAAGUACAUCAUCGACCACCAGCGCGAGAUUUGCCGCGUGGCGGCCCGGGACUCCGGGAAGCCGCUGGUCGACGCGGCGUUCGGCGAAGUCCUCGUGACGUGCGAGAAGCUGCGCUGGCUCGCGGAGGAGGGCGAGCAGUACCUGCGUCCCGAGCGCCGCCCCGCCGGCGCGAUGAUGUUUUACAAGUCGGCGCGCGUGGAGUACGUCCCCGUCGGCGUGGUCGGCGCGAUCGUGCCGUUCAACUACCCGUUCCACAACGUGUUCAACCCGCUGACCGCCGCGCUGUUCGCCGGGAACGCGAUCGUGAUCAAGGUGUCGGAGCACGCGUCGUGGUCGGUGGCCUACUACAAGCGCAUCAUCGACGCGGCGCUGGAGGCGGCCGGCGCGCCGAAGGACCUCGUGCAGAUCGUGACGGGGUACGCGGAGGCCGGGAACGCGGUCGUCACGGGCGGAUGCGACAAGGUCAUUUUUGUGGGCUCCACAGAGGUGGGAAAGAAAGUGAUGCAGGCGGCCGCGGACACGCUCACGCCCGUCGUGCUGGAGCUCGGCGGGAAGGACGCGUUCAUCAUCUGCGACGACGCGCGCCUCGACGAGGUCGUGCCCACCGCGCUGCGCGGAGCGUUCCAGUCGUGCGGCCAGAACUGCGCGGGCGCGGAGCGUUUCUUCGUGCACGAGUCCCUGAUCGAGGAGUUCGCGAAGCGCGUCGCCGCGGUCGCGAAGAGCCUCCGCCAGGGCCCGCCCACCGGCGCCGGCGUCGUGGACUGCGGCGCCAUGUGCCUCCCGGGCCUCGCGGAGAAGGUCCAGGAGCUCGUCGACGACGCGAUCGCCAAGGGCGCCAAGUGCUUCGCGGGCGGCAACCUCCCGCGCGGCGGGGCCUCCAAGGGCAUGUUUUACCCCCCCACGGUCCUCAUCGGCGUCACUCCGGAGAUGCGCAUCUGGGCCGAGGAGGUCUUCGGCCCCGUGCUCGUGGCGUGCGCGUUCUCCGACGACGACGAGGCCGUCGAGCUCGCGAACGACUGCCCCUUCGGCCUCGGCUCGUCCGUGUUCUCGCGCGACCAGGCGCGUGCGCGGCGCAUCGCGGAGAACCUCGAGGCCGGCAUGUCGUCGAUCAACGACUUCGCGACGACGUACAUGUGCCAGUCGCUGCCGUUCGGCGGCGUGAAGGACUCCGGCUUCGACCGCUUCGCGGGCAUCGAGGGCCUGCGCGGCCUGUGCGUGCCCAAGGCGGUGUGCGAGGACCGCGUCGGGUGGCUGAUGCGGACGACGAUUCCGCCGCCGCUGCAGUACCCCGUCGCGGACAGCGCGUUCGACUUCGUGUCGUCGCUGAUCAAGAUGUUUUACGGGUACAACUUGGGCGUGCGUGCGCGGGGGCUGGUCGGGCUCGCGAAGGCCGCGCUGGCCAAGCCGAAGAAGCAGUGA